AUGUUCUCUGUCAGCAAGCUCUCUCGCGAUGCCAUGCCCCUGAUGCGCCAGGCCUACCUCCGCAUCUCGCCCACUGUCAUGCCGGUCCGUCAUCUGAACCUGCACGAGUACCAGAGCAAGGAUCUCAUGAACGAGUAUGGCAUCAACACCCAGAAGUUCAAGCUCGUCACCUCCGCCGACGGCGCGGCCGAUGUUGCCUCUUCCCUCAACGUCCCGGAGUACGUCAUCAAGGCCCAGGUCCAUGCCGGUGGCCGUGGUAAGGGCACCCUCUCCAGUGGUCUGAAGGGCGGUGUGCACCUGACCCGCGACCCGAAGGUGGCCGAGGACCUGACUCGCCAGAUGCUCGGGUACAACAUCUUCACCCAGCAGACCCCGCCCGAGGGUGUCACCGUCAAGAGCGUCAUGAUUGCCCAGGCUCUGGACAUCGCCCACGAGUCGUACUUCGCCAUCCUCAUGGAUCGCGGCUUCGGUGGCCCGGUGCUGGUGGCCUCCCCCCAGGGCGGCAUGGACAUCGAGGCCGUCGCCGAGGAGACCCCGGAGCUGAUCUACAAGCAGGCGGUCGACAUUUCCAAGGGCCUGGCCCCGGCCGACGUGAUGGACCUCGUGGAGAAGAUGGGCUUCACCGAUGACAAGAGCAAGGCCGAGGCCGCGGACCAGAUCGCCCGCCUGUACAAGCUCUUCAUCGAUGUCGAUGCCACCCAGGUGGAGAUCAACCCCUUCGGCAAGGACACCGAUGGCAACGUGAUCGAGAUACGGUGUCACCUUGCUCAUUGA
Molecule: messenger RNA, 774 nt
Organism: Fonticula alba
Lineage: Eukaryota; Rotosphaerida; Fonticulaceae
Product: succinyl-CoA synthetase beta subunit
Exons: 6
Coding region: 1-774 (257 amino acids)
Biological process (GO): succinyl-CoA metabolic process; tricarboxylic acid cycle
Cellular component (GO): succinate-CoA ligase complex; mitochondrion
Molecular function (GO): ATP binding; succinate-CoA ligase (GDP-forming) activity
Source: RefSeq, a predicted model, not a curated record